Acanthopagrus latus (yellowfin seabream) is the source of this 4421-nucleotide messenger RNA. RefSeq names its product coiled-coil domain-containing protein 136-like. Gene Ontology annotation, biological process: single fertilization; acrosome assembly. The coding region runs from base 481 to 1881 and encodes 466 amino acids. The record is from RefSeq and is a predicted model, not a curated record. NCBI's taxonomy places the organism in Eukaryota, Metazoa, Chordata, Actinopteri, Spariformes, Sparidae. Gene Ontology annotation, cellular component: acrosomal membrane. The transcript is spliced from 11 exons.
CCUGCAGCAGCAAGCCGCUCAAACGAUGCGGAGGAGCAGCGCCCUCUGCUGUUGUGAAAAAUAGGCAUUGAAACUACAGGUCCACAAUUAGUCUAUGAUGUUUUUCCACUAACGUCAAAUCAAGAUCCAUUCUGUCGACAGGCACGUUUUCUACAGACCGUGGCUCUCCUCAGGGUGCUCAGAGAGAGAUGGAGUAACGAUCCCUCAGGCAAGCCGAUCCUGUGUGUUUUCCAUCGUGCGCUCCCUCGUGGCUCUUGGAGCUCGUCGGCCUAUUCACUGGGCUCCAUAAUGAGCUGCUAAUUAUCCCAGGACCUCAUCGAGUCUCUCCGGGCCCGCAGCUAAGCCUCCUCCUCACACAGGUUGGCAUGGUGACCAGAAGGGGAUGGGACCUGAGUGGAGGAGGCCACCAAAAGGACCGCCGCCACCUCCCUCCUGCCCUCUUCGACUGAGCCUUCUUCAUCUAGGAGCUACAGGGGGGCUAUGGAUGGACUGCGCUUACCUCCACUCAUCGAGGAGGCUUUGGACUCUACAGAUGACCCGUGCGAUCUGAAAGCCGAGUGCAGCCCAACCAUGGACAACGAGAUCACAGCGAAGGAGAGAGGCAUCCUGGAGGAGAACAACGAGAAGGAGGAGAUGGACCAGGCUCGGGAGGAGGAGGAGGAGGGGGAGGAGGAGAAGAAGCUGAAGGAGGAGGAAGGCGAGGGGGAGGAGAAGAGGAGGAAGGAGCGGGAGCCGCUGACCGAGGAACAGGAGCUGGAGGAGCUGAAGGCCCAGGUGCUGCAGCUGCUGCUGGAGCUGGACGACGCCAGAGAGACCUCCAACAAACACCAGGAGAGCUUUCACGAGCUGCAAGGUCUGUUGGAGGAUGAGCGUCUGGCCAGCGCCCAUCAGGCUGAAGCCUUCACACGUCAGAUUCAGAAUCUACAAGCACAGCUGCGGUCCGUGCAGGAGGAGAUGGACAGCCUGGAGGAGGAGAAGGAGAGCGAGCUGGCCGAGGCCCAGGAGGAGCUGCGCGUGGCCCAGGAGGAGGUGAUCCUGCUCCAACAGGCGGCGGAGGAGGCGGCGGCAGAGAGGGAGAACGACAUCGCCUCGCUGCAGGAGGAGCUGUGUCGCCGGCGGGCCGAGCUGCAGCGCCUCAGCGACGAGACCCAGGAGUACGAGCUGGAGAUCACCACGCUGAGGGCCGAGAUCAGCAUGAAGAGCCAGCGCAGGGAGGCCGAGAGGAGAGAGGGUGAUGUGGACCUUCUGAAGGAGGAGUGUCGUAUGCUGAAGGAGGAGUGUCAGACCCUGAAGGAGGACAACAGACGUCUCUCCGAGAGGCUGCAGCUGCUGCAGAGACAGAGGACAUGCUCCAGCGUCUACCUGUCACUGAAGGAGGAGGACGCAGAGGGCACAGAGGGGAAGGACAUGGAGAGCGGCCCCGAUGAGGUCAUGACAGAGAGCUACAUGACCAUGGCUCAGUCCGAGAACUGUCGCCUGGUGGACGCCUCCAUCCAGAAGAAUAUUUCAUUCGACGGGAAGCCCGCGACACCGACCAGCUGGAACGGAGGCAUCGGGGAGAUCUUCUCCCUGAGGGACCAGCUCAAACAGGCAGAGGAGAAGGCCUCACAGGUUCAGAGAGAGUGUGACGGUCUGAAGAUGGAGCUGCAGGAGCUGCAGGUACUGUAUGACAGCAGUCAGAGGGAGAGAGCAGAGCUGGAGGAGGAGCUGCAGCGCUGCAAGGCAGAGCUGGAGAAGCUGUCAGGGGGGGCUCAGAGAUUCAUCCAUCCGUCUGAGCACCCUGUUCUCUCCAUCCCCUUCAUAGGAAUGAUUGUAAUAGUGGCUGUGGUCUGGUGCUGGUUGUCGGAGCUGGCGUCCCAGAGGGCAAGAGGAGUGAGGUAGGUUGGAACUCCAUUUUGACUAUCACUGCAGCCACAGCAGUGCUGCUAAUGAUGACUAGCUUGUUGAGAGCUCUCGUCCGAUGUUGACUGGAUGGGCAACAGCCGCACAGGGACAGACGUCGGCUUCAGACCAGCCCCCUCGUUCUCUCCUGCCAUGUCUAUAGACUGAACCGGAGUUCUCUAAAUAUGAUGCAGCUGACCACCGCGUAGUAGAAAAAUGUAAAAAUGGAAGAGUGUGGUCUCUAUGAGAAGGUACUACAUCGACACACGCACUGAGAAUAAUGUGCUCGGCCUCAUUUGAGGCGGGCUCUGGCGAUGAGCUGACCUGCAGAGAGCCCACGCGAGGACACGAUCUCACUCCACUAAAUGUACGCUAGUGCUGUGUCAUCCCUCCUCUGUGUCUUGUGUUCAUUUUCUCUCCUUUAGCUACCAAUGUGAUAAAAAUGAAGCUUUGAAUUAUAAAUGGUUUUCUCAGUUUAUUUAACCAUUAUUUAUUUAUUUGUUUAUUUCAAUAUUGUUCAUAAUUGUGUCUGAUAGUAACGAAGCAACCAUGGAGUUUGGACAUUUAACACGCUGAAAUCCGUGAAAGUACACGUGCCCCUGAAGUAACAGUUUGCAUUGUUCUUUUUCCGCAAUGAGGUCACUAUAGACUAUAUUAAAGGUGCAAUAUGUAAAAUUUUAGUUGAUAACAUGCAAAAAUUCAAACUGAAAUACCCGUUUUGAUGUUCUGUUUAUGUAUUGUGUUGUAGAGAUAUCUACUAAAGUUAGCAUGCUAUCCAGCUAGCCCUAGCCCAUCCUAGUCCAAUGCUCCUUUGUUACUACCUUACUACCCCCAACUGGGACCGAUAGCUGCAUGACUAACUCAGCUAACUAGCUAACAGCAACUAUAUAUAGCAGCAGUUAGCAGUUGCACUAGCAACAUGCUGCCCCCUAUUGGUUUUGAAUGUGACGGGUGGCCAAUUCCUACAUACUGCACCUUUAGGUGUUACUUCCUCAAAUACUAGAUGCAAUAAAUGCAACAUAUUGGAAAACUGAAUAGUCACAAAAUGUGCAUGAAUUACUAACUGCAUACUAAUGAUCCUGCCACUGUAAUUCUGCUUUGAACCAUCAAACUGACUGAUAAGCAAGCACCUGUCAAUGUGAGCUCAGUGUGUACGACGGUAACCAGCUCUUCUUCAAAGUGUUUUUCAUUUAUGUGCUGUGCUGCCUGACGGAGUGAGACACAGAGUCCUGUGUCUCCCAUCUUCCCCUUUAAUUAUCAGUUAAGCAAGAUGCCUGGAAGGCCGGCGCAGUGUUUCUGAUUCAUCUCUCCUGCUCACAGGUCACUUUGAAGAUCUGAAAUCUUAAACCCGCUGCUGCACUGUUUGCUUUAGUAUGUUACGUGCGAGAAAAGAUCCUCAGCAGGUUCGGGAAAAACACAUUCGCGGAUGAUUGAGUUGUAUUACUUCAACUCAGUUUUGAUUUUGACGAGGAGAUCUCCAGCAGGAUUUAAAUGGCUUGGUUUUCUCCAAGUGUUUUGGCAGCCAGAGUUCGCAGCUAGAUGAAACCACUGAUGCAUCUGAAGUGAAAGAUCAGGGUUAGUUAGAUGUGAGGGCAUUUUAGAAAUGAACAUGGUUCCAAAAUAUGUACAUAGAAAGAUGUCAGAAAAACGUAGUUUGUUUAAGCAUCAGUUACAAUAAAUAUAUGUAUAUGUGGAAGGACUCCAAUUAUUGUUUACAUCUGUGAAACGUUUUUUUGUGAGACUAUUUUAGAACUGAACAGCAUGCUAGAAAAACAUAUAGAAGCACAAAUAUCUAAUUUAUGUUGACUCUGUUUGACUUUGUAUUCCAUGUAAAUAGAUGUGACAUACAGUACUUUGGGAGAAAUAUCCCUUAAAUCCAUUUGUACUAGCUUUCUAGAAAGUUUAUUCUAUUUUGGAAGAGCAUCGUAUAUUUGAUAGCCAAAUUUAAAUGCCGUGUAAAUGUUUAUUUAUGGUGACGUUAUGUUGGGAAGCAUCACUGAUCACAUUCAGUACCUCUCUGUUCAAAGGUGGUGUAGUCAUUGCAUGCAUUUAGAUUGCAUUUGCCAGAAAGAGCAAUAUGACUCCUGGUUUGUUUUUUCCAGUCAGCUAAAUUUCAGCAACAAAUUGACAUCUUUUCUGAAACGUCUGUCAUUAAAAACAGAACCUUAUAAGCAAUGCCUGACCAAUGUUAUUUCUACAUACACUAAUGUAACGAUGUGCCACUGGACUGCAAAAACAUUGCCACCGUUCUGCUAAAGAAACUGUCAGGUUGUAAUAGAAAUCAGACUCCCAUUGGUUGCGAUGGUACACGAUGAAUGUCGUCAGAUUCUGAGCUUUAUUUUUCAUUACUUCUGAGCUUAUUUCAUUUAGUUCACCAUAGUUUCCACGAGGCUUCUAUAUAUUGCACAGUGUUGCUCAGCUUGUUGCUUUACAUAUUGAUAGCGUUGUUGUUUUCAAUAUAGUCGUGGCUAUUUUGUUACCUGGAGGUCUAUUUUGUACUGCAGAUGACUUGAGAAAAUAAAUAUAUCCGUCCCACAUGA